AUGCAGCUCUCCGCCCUCUUCCUCCUCGCCCCCGCCCUCGUGGCCGCGACCCUCGACCCGGCCACCUCCAACACCAAGGGCAAGUGUCCCUCGAGCUACAACUGCAGCGCCACAAAGGUCUCAAAGGCCAUCCAGGCCGCCGAGUGCUCCCACAACACCCGCACCAGCAAGACUCAGACGUUCGCCGUCUUCGAGACCGACCACCAGUACGACGGCAACAACGGGUACCCCUACGGAACCUGCUCCGCGUACACCUGCGAGUCCCCCACCGAGAUGAUCACCGACGACGACUGCUGGACUUUCUUCUGGAGCGGAACCGGCGAAGAGGAUGGUGUUGGCACCGGCUGCAUCAAGGACCCCAACACGGGCGUCUGCGGCUGCGAGAACUCUGACGGAACCUUCAUCUCCGGCAGCAGCGACUGCACAUAA
Messenger RNA from Colletotrichum godetiae, 429 nucleotides. RefSeq lists its product as uncharacterized. Lineage: Eukaryota; Fungi; Ascomycota; Sordariomycetes; Glomerellales; Glomerellaceae. The record is from RefSeq and is a predicted model, not a curated record. Bases 1 to 429 code for a protein of 142 amino acids. The transcript has 2 exons.